Messenger RNA from Knipowitschia caucasica, 1347 nucleotides. The record is from the annotation of a GenBank genome assembly. Lineage: Eukaryota; Metazoa; Chordata; Actinopteri; Gobiiformes; Gobiidae.
AUGUCGGGCCGAAAACCUCGGUCCGUGGCCAAUCCUCUGGAGUCUGCAAUCACAACACCGAGUGAGAGGAUACUGAAAGAGUGUCACAGUCUGUAUGUGGACAGCGAACACGGCUUGGUUAAAAUUGCCAACAGCCUGGGAGUGCAGCUUCUUCCUCCUAGAAAGAAAAUUGUUGUCAUGAUAAUGGGAAAUCAUUCAGCAGGCAAGAGUUCCUUCAUAAACUGGUAUGUGGAGGAGCAUAUACAAAAAACGGGUGUUGCCAUUGAAACACAAGGGUUUACAUUCAUUACAAGCGGGCGCAAAAGAGAGUCAUUGACAGGAAAUGCAACAUUACAUCUUUACCCUCACUUUCGACCACUCCUCGAGUUCAAAGGUGCGCUGGAUUACCUAUCGGCUGAGAUUUCUACCUCCAAACAGAAGAAGUUUAGUUUGGUAACGUUUAUUGACACUCCAGGUUUGGUGGAUGGAGACAUGAUUUACCCUUUUGAUGUUAACAGUGCCAUCACAUGGUUAGGACAACAAUCUGACAUGAUAUUCGUAUUCUUCGACCCAAUGGGCCAGGCUCUAUGCAAGCGCACUCUCAACAUUGUAGAAAGACUGAGUGAAAGUUGUGGGGAUAAGCUAUUGUUCUACCUGAGCAAGGCAGACGAGGCUGGGAAAGAAACUGACAGACAGAGGGUUAUGAUGCAGAUUGUGCAAGAGCUGUGCCGUCGCCCUGGUCUCAAUAAAUGUGGUUUUGAGAUGCCAACAAUAUACAUCCCCAAUCCACAGAAGCCCAGUCGCUGUGAGAACCAGAUUGAUGGUGUUUGUAAGACAAUUGAAAAGGCGAUUAACCAGGCUGUACAGAAGACACUGGACCAAUUGGAAAAAGAUUGUGAUCUGAUAUCUACCUCUAUCAGCAACAGACUGGAGAAGGACCGGUCUGAUGCAUCCUACAACAAAAGUGUGCGCCUCUACUCGCUUUUAUAUGGAACUUUGGGAAUCUUUCUCCCUCUGCUGUUCAUCCUAAGUUUUAUUUUGAGUUCAUUCUCCAAAGAGCAGUUGGCAGAUCUUACUGGGGAAGGCUUGGCCCAAACCAUUUCUAUUAUAACUGGAAUAGUCCUGUUCAUUUGGGAGUGGAUACCAGAAGAUGGACAGGUUGUGUUUGUGAUUUUUUUCAUGGCUUUUUGCUACCUACUGCUUUUCUUGGCAAAGCAUUUUGCAAGACAAAGAAAUACAACUCUCUCAAAGAAAGAGAAACGGUCAUUGGCUCAAUUCAAUGAAUACAUCCAGGAAAUUGUCAAAACAAAGAAGAGCAAACUGUACGAGUGGUACCUUCAGCAAUGUGCAGCUGAAUAUGACCUGUGA